GUUUCGCUAUCACAAGCCACACUAACGGGCUUACACUGGCAAACUACCCUGAACAGAUUUUCCGUUCUUGAUUUUGCUCGUUAGACACCAUGGCGCUACUUUGUAGAGAUAGUUAUACAUGAUGGUUUACGCGUAGACGCAUUUGGAGUACACCUUUACGCACUGAACAGCGGACUCGCCUUGGAGUGCUAAGAAUUUCACGGUUGUGUUUUCACCUACUCGUCGACCUUUCCGAGGGAUACAAGCCGCCGGUAUGCUUACACUUUUGUACGGAGUGUUGUGUUUUUGUGCUCUGGGAUGUGGUCAGUUAACAAGCGGCCAGGCGGACGAUGGAAAGCGCUACAUCUGUCGGGCAAUACCCCUCACGGGCGACGCCAGUUGCCCCGUGACUUUGUUACCCGAGCUAAAUGCCGGGAGUCAAGAAGAAGAGCUCAGAAACACGGUCAUGCAGCUACGAGAGACGAUUUUACAACAGAAAGAAACGAUUUCCAAACAGCUCGGCACUAUUAACGAGCUCACCACCAAACUGUCUCUGUGCGCCUCAGCCACCGCCGAUAGAAAGUACGACAAAGGGGGUUCGUGGGGCAAAGACAAGCAAAACACGAUGGGGGAUGUUCCCGGGGAUCCAAAUGAAACUAUCGACAAUCUUGGAAAAACAAUGCAGGGACUCAAGGACCGGCUGGAGAACCUUGAGCAACAGCAAAUGAGGGCCAACAUAUCCGGAGCCUCAUUCCCCAGUGAGCUCCGUGACCUGCUGCAGCAGCGUCUUGGGGAACUGGAGAAACAGCUCCUGAAAAAAGUCAGCACCUUGGAGGCGGAAAAGAGCAUGCUGUCCAAUGCAACAGCUGCGUACAGGCUGAAAACAGAGAGCACACUAAACGCCUUGGUGGAGAGGAUCAAUGAGUUGGAGAAAGGUGGAGGAGACUUCAUGUCCCCAGAGCAGUUUAAGCUGUCCCUGCCCCAGCGUACCAACUACUUGUAUGGCCGUAUUACCAAGAGCUUGCCGGAAGGAAAUGUACGCUUUACUCUCUGCAUGUGGAUCAAGUCCAGCGCCAGCCCUGGUAUAGGCACACCCUUCUCUUAUGGUGUACCAGGGCAAGCAAAUGAGAUUGUGCUGAUUGAAUGGGGCAAUAACCCAAUUGAGCUCCUUAUUAAUGACAAGGUAGCCCAGCUUCCAUUGGAGGUACGUGAUGGUAGGUGGCACCAUAUCUGCAUUUCUUGGACUACACGAGAUGGUCAGUGGGAGGCUUACCAAGACGGGGAGAAGCUGGGAGCUGGUGACAACCUUGCGGCCUGGCACCCCAUCAAACCUGGAGGAGUCAUCAUCCUGGGGCAGGAGCAGGACAUGGUGGGCGGGCGCUUUGAUGCCGGACAGGCUUUCGUGGGCGAGCUGAGUCAGGUGAACAUUUGGGACCGUGUUCUGAAGCCGGUGGAGAUCCAAUCUAUGGCCAACUGCACUUCGUACAUUCCCGGGAAUGUGAUCUCCUGGCUGGCGAGCAAUGUCGAAGUGUUUGGGAGGGGAGCGUUCAAGAGGCCCUUGGAGAUAUGUCAGGAGCGGCUGCCCAACGCUUAGAUAUCUCAGCCUCUCAUGCUAGCAUUUCCAUCCAUUCAGCUUUUUUUUUUUCCAAGUUGUGUUCUAUUACUGUAAGACAGCUUGUUCACUUCACUUGUAGAUGGAUGCUUUUCUUAGCCUGGUUUACACGCAGAUUUUAGGGGAUAAUUGAACCAAGUCUGACUGUUAGAUAUGUAGCAGUGAAUGUGGGAACACACCAACAUGCAAACUGUUUUGGGCAGCCUGAGCACAAUCACUUCUGGUUGUUAUUUCCAGUGGCUCCUUAAUGACAGCAGUUUCUCUGCCACAAUUAAGAUCCUUGGCUUCAGUAUGCCACCCAUAGUAACGUAGUCCCUGCAGGUAUUAGUGUUAAGAUGUAAAACAAACCCACUCCUACGCUCUCACACACUCACUCCAAAGCUCUGAAGUAAUGAAAAUCCACUCUAGUCCAGCGCACUCGUAGUAUGAAAAAUGCAUUCAGGUCCAGACCAACUUUGCCAUUAACAUGUGAGUGAGUGUUGCAUGCUGUGUGGGAGGAAAGAUUAAAAGGGUGACUAAUGUUAUGCCUCCUCUUUAACCAGGCAGUGGGGCUUAAAGCCAGUAACAAUCUGAACCUCACAUGUUCAGUUAUUUUAAAGGGGUGACGUCUGAAGAACAUAUUUUAUGUGGCGGUGACGGUCACACGGAUCACCUGCGAUAGACCGAAUUCUGUGUUAGAAAUGCUGCUGAUUUCAUUUUACAGCUUGCAUUGUGAUAAACCGGGUUGGGAAGCAUUACUGUCUCUUUGCAUAUCCGACACCAGUGAUGCUGCUUAGCACAGUGCUCUCUUCCUCACCUUCUCCAUAAUAACAAAAACUGUUUAAAUGGUGAAUCAUGCUGAAAACAUACUCACAGCUUCUAUAUUGUGAAGAAGAAGAAAAAAAAAACUAUCAAAACCUUAUAACGUGCGCUUGACUUGAAUGUAAAUUUGAAUGUAACUUUCUAAUAUGUAGUGUCUCUGUCCAGAAGGAAAAUGUAUUUUUUUUUAAAAUAUGAUCUGUUUUUAGCACAGUAUAAUCAAUCCCAUUGUCCUGUGCCUUCUUAUAUAAAUGCAUAAGUUGCCAUUAAUGUUUUCCAAGUGUUUCUAAGUGUUUAAUGUGGAAUGAAAAUGUGGAAAAUAAAGAAAAUUA
Molecule: messenger RNA, 2721 nt
Organism: Archocentrus centrarchus (flier cichlid)
Lineage: Eukaryota; Metazoa; Chordata; Actinopteri; Cichliformes; Cichlidae
Gene: nptx2b
Product: neuronal pentraxin IIb
Exons: 5
Coding region: 254-1573 (439 amino acids)
Source: RefSeq, a predicted model, not a curated record